GUUAUUUUUGCGCCAGCGGGGACUGCGGCAAAAAAAAACAACCAAAAGGAUAAUAGCUCCGUACCCGAACGUCCUGUAAACACAGGUAAUGUCUCCGCCACAGUCAUUUAAACUGUGUAUGCCAUUCAGCUCACCUUGAAAUGUCUGCACCGCUCACCCCUUCAUGCUGUUUCCCUGGUGAGAGUUCACAUCUUCUGGAUAUCAAGAAAUAAAAGAGAGCGGGGGAAAAAAAACCCUUCUCUUCUCUACAACACCAGUAAGGCAGUCUAAUCUCUGGAACCCUGACUCACCAUGGGCACUGUACUAUCACUGUCACCCGGCUCUCGAAAAUCGGGCUACUAUGACAACCGGCCGGGCUCGCUCAGCCACUACCCGAGCUUCAGCAGCCGCUCUCUCAACAGCCAGAAAGACCGCGGGCUGAAGAGGGGCCAGUCCAUCUUCCUCCCAGCGCUCACGUGGAAGCGACUGGUGGCCUCUACGAAGAAGAAGGGCAACUCCAAGAAAGGGUCCGGCGGUCCGGUGGCCCUCGGGGACCCUCUCAACAACAACAACAACAUCAACAUCUACCAAAAGGACCCCGUGCUGCACCUCAACCGCGAGAAUGUGAAGAAGUCGCUGUCGUGUGCCAACCUGUCAAGCUACGAGGGCCCAGCAGGACUGGGCCUGGGGCUUGGAUAUGGGCUGGGGAUGGGUCAGGGGCACGGAUAUGGUUACAGCAAAUCCCAGCAGCUCUCCUCUGUGAAAAAAGUCCCCCAGGGCACGGGGACUUCGUCUCCGAAGCGUGUCAUCGUGCAGGCCUCCACCAGCGAGCUCCUGCGCUGCCUGGGGGAGUUCCUGUGUUGUCGCUGCUACCGCUUGAAGCAUCUGUCUCCGGCCGACCCGGUGCUCUGGCUGCGAGCCGUGGACCGCUCGCUGCUGCUGCAGGGCUGGCAGGACCAGGCCUUCGUCACGCCGGCCAACGUGGUCUUCGUCUACAUGCUGUGCCGAGACGUGGUGGACGGCGACGUGGUGGCGUCGGAGCACGAGCUGCAGGCCAUCCUGCUCACCUGCCUCUACCUGUCCUACUCCUACAUGGGCAACGAGAUCUCGUACCCGCUCAAGCCCUUCCUGGUGGAGGCGGGUAAGGAGGCCUUCUGGGACCGCUGCCUCGCCAUCAUUGACGCCACCAGCUCCAAGAUGCUGCGCAUCAACGCAGACCCACACUUUUUCACACAAGUAUUUGCUGAACUGAAGAGUGAGGGCGGCUGCGGCCCUCAGGACUAUAGUCGGGUGCUGGAUCGGUGA
Messenger RNA from Xiphias gladius (swordfish), 1284 nucleotides. RefSeq lists its product as uncharacterized. The transcript has 2 exons. Bases 292 to 1284 code for a protein of 330 amino acids. Gene Ontology annotation, biological process: positive regulation of cyclin-dependent protein serine/threonine kinase activity; brain development; activation of protein kinase activity. Lineage: Eukaryota; Metazoa; Chordata; Actinopteri; Istiophoriformes; Xiphiidae. Gene Ontology annotation, molecular function: protein kinase binding; cyclin-dependent protein serine/threonine kinase activator activity. Gene Ontology annotation, cellular component: protein kinase 5 complex; cytoplasm. The record is from RefSeq and is a predicted model, not a curated record.